CAUUAAGUGCUUCUAUAGGUCUAUAGGUAAUCAAUUUGUAAUAUUUAUGGUAGAAAAUCCUUAAAUUGGGUAGUUAGGUACGUAUUUCGGGGCGCAGUUUUGCAAAGGAUAGACUGCGAAAGUUUAGCAAGGUAUUUCUUUUAGAGGGUCCUAUUUAAAGUUGUUCCUAAAAAUCCCUGGUUGGCUACUUUAGACUUUUUUACACUUAAUCCACCUCUGUAUUUACCCUAAAACAUAUAUCACAAUAGUUUAAUGCACUGUAAUAAGGAAAAAGGAAAUAUCGCCGCAAUGACGCUGACUCAUUCCAUUGCCUUAAACUCUUGUCAUUCGAAUUUGAACUCUAUUGUGGCAAGGUCAAAGUAACAAAUGGGCACUGCAGGUAUUCAACUCAACCUUAGGUCGUGCGUCAAGGAGGUUUUACUCACAGUCAUAAUGCAUCAAAGCAAAGAUGCGUAUGAACUCUUUGAUUGAAUUCUUUGUUUGAUAACAAUGUUGGUUGUCAUGGAUACCAGUCGAUUCUGUUUGUUGAUAAUGUAAUGUGGCGUUGUUUAUCAAUUGUCAAUAAUAGUGUUUACAAUGUUGUGAUUGUGUUUGUUCAGCUCAAAAUCAGACUCUGAACAGAUUUGACCCCUGACCAGUAUCAUUGUGAUGGUGAUGUCGUGCUCUGGUAUGGGCGACGCGGUGCUUCGUGAGCGGCUGCCGGCCUUGUGGCGCCGCAUCGAGGAUGCUCACUACAGCUACCUUGAGACUGACGACAGCCCCGAGAAACUUGACCAGAAGAAGAAGCUUGAAGAUUACAUAAUAGAAUACCUAUCAUUAGUGCCUCAUGAGUGCAAGUUUGGUCUCGCGGAGACCGGGAAAGUGUUCCAGAAGACGAUCAAUGAACUGGCGGAGUUCAGUGCGUACCGAGCUGGUCUUGGAUGGGCGGCGCUCGCCAGAUACGCCGCCAACCUGCUAGCUCAACCCUGGAGGAAAGAGUACAAAGUCAUAAGGUUAUACUGCGGGUAUUUCAAGCACGAAGUAGAAGCGAAUAUGGUUGGAGCGGAGACCCUGCUGCAGGCUAUGGGAUACAAACCUUCGGGAGCAGGUCAGAUGGAGCUGGAUGGGCCAAUAUGCCCUGACAUGGUGGCUGCAGUGUCCAGAGACGCUCUCAUCGCGCAGUGUGAAUGUCAGAUAAUGGCGCACAUAUGGGAGGAGGCGUGGUCGUUGGGGGGGCGCGUGUCGUGGCGCGACGUGUGGCGCGAGCGGGCCGCGCACGCCGCGCCGCCGCACGCCGCCGCCGCGAGACUCGCCGCCGCAAGACUCGGGACUAUCGACCGGAAUACCAACCCGGCUUAUACUGACAGUUCAGAAAUAUACUCGAACAUCCCAACAACGGUAACAGACGGCUACCGAAGCCGAGUGGUCGACGACAGGUACCACGGCGCCCAGCACUGCAACCACCUGUGUGACGAGCUGGAGCAGGAGCCCCCGGGCAUGAUCCCGUGCGCCCCGUACAUGGUGCCCCCCAUGCUCCCGCACAUGAUGUACCCGGUCCCCCCCCACAUGCACCCCGACGUGCCCGUCACCGUGCCGCAGUGCAGCACCAUACCCAUGAUGACCCCAUACGGAGUCCCCUACUACUACCCCGUACAGUCCCCCUACAUGCUCCCCACCCCAGUAUACGCCCCCAUAAAGCACGCAGCUACAGUUCCCGUCAACGGAUACCCACCGAUGCCCCAAUACAGGUACCCCGCAGUGCCAACAGGACAACUUAUCGAAUUAGACACGCCUUCAGUUUACGAAAACGGUAAAUUCGAAAAGUAUAAAGACGAAGACAGAAAUCAUAAGAAGAGGCACCCAGAAUCUUCUAGAAGAAAUAGCACGUCGAAAUCAGGAUUAAGUGAUGUCUCACUACCGAGCUUACCACGAUCUGACACGCAGCCAGCUCUCAGCAAGGCGAGGGAAGAUGGCAUGGGCACGUAUGAGAGCUGGGACUAUGUAUUUAGGAAUCUGUCGAGCAAAGAACAAGAGGGAGAUGGACGAAGUCGGUUCUCGCCCUCACUAGACAGAGAUUCAAGGACACUCGACAGGCUAGACAGGGAGGAGAGGAGGGCCAAGUAUCAGCCGACCACACUCGACCUGGAAGACGGGCUACAAGCGCUGAACCUUGACAGAUCAUACGACGAGGAAGUGUACCGGACUGCGAAGGUCGAGAACUUGAUGAGGAUGAAACAGGAGCAAGAAAUGAAGAGAGCGAAACAGCUAGCGAAGAAGCAAGCUGAAUUGAAAGCAAAGAGAUCAGUGCCAGAACCGGUCGGUAAUCCUAAGGCCGAAGGGUUAAUAACACAAAAGGUCGCGCCUGACAAAGUGAAGCUACUGAAUAAGAAAGAGAUUAAGGAUAGGAAGGAGGUUAUAAAGCAGCAGAGUUCAGUCAACGGAGCCAGCAGUAAUACGGCUGAAGUCAAGAAAGUGAAGAAACCCUCGAAACUAGUAGCUGCCGAGGUGGAGAAACCGAAGAGUAAGCCAGUGGAGAACGGAGUUCACAGUACAGCACAUAGUUCUAAAAGUAAUCAAGUACCGAACCCAUCGAACUACGACCUAAAAGCGCAGCUGAUAGUGACAUUGGACGAGACGGACCACGUGCGACGGUCUCCGCCGCGACAGUCGCAGGUGAACGGGGACCGGGAGCGGCCCGUGAGCAGGACGCCCAGCCAACACAACAGUGACAGGGAGAGGGUGGAGGCGGCGCCCAGCGAGGUGAGGAGGGGGGACAAGUGGGAGUGCGGCACGUGCACGUUCCUGAACGCGGGCGGCGCGGCGGCGUGCGACAUGUGCGGCAAGUCGCGGCGCGGCGCGGACAUCCAGCCGCUGCGGUCCGGCGGCCGCGAGUGUCCCGCCUGCACGCUCGUCAACGAGCGAGACGCCAAGCUGUGCGACGCGUGCGGCACUAGUCUACAACAUUGCCCCACCUACAUAUAGUAUGUACGCAGAUUAUGACGUCAUCCAUUUCGGGUUGCCAACUUACAUCUAAUCAUUAUUUAGUAUCGUUUUAGUUGAUAUAACUGUUAUUGAAUGCACAAUUAUUAUUAUUAUUCUUUUCUAUGGUUAUUAUUUGCAGCUAAAUGCAGUUUGUAGUUUAUUAUACAUAUUAUACAUUUUGAAUUAUGAAUUAUGAAAGUUUGUGCACAUUGAAUGUGUUAUUGCGCAGCUGUUAGAGAUUUAUUCGUGCGUAAAAUUAUUCAUAUCGGUAUAUUUACAAAUCCUAUAAUUGGUUAUUCAUUAACAAGAUAUAUGAUUGUUACAUGCGCGUUAGUAUUACCACAUUAUUGCAUUGUGUGGAUUAUGUCACUGUUUAGACGAAACUGUUGUUUACAAGGAGUUAGGCCAUGAAAUAAGCGAUUACGGAGUGCGACAGUUCAGAGUGAUUUUACUAAUUAUAUUUACUAAAAUAUCCGACGCACUUAACAAGAGCGUCAAAAUUACAGAUGUUGCAUUUUUUCUAACAUAUUUUAUUUAUACUCGUUGAAUGUUUGAAUAUGAAAUCACAUUGUCGUUUGUCGUGUAAUAUGUCUUCAAGGUAAUCGAAAAAUUAAUAUAGCAAUAAUUAGGAUGUUAGUAGAAUGUAUGCAAAAUGGUUUUAGAGAGAUUACGGGCAGACUUAAACGACAACCGUUUGUUUCAUGGCCAUUUGAAUAUAAGGGGCCAUCCAUAAAUUACGUCACAUUUCAUGAUUUUUGACCCCCUCCCCCGUCCUUGUCACAAAGCCUCCCCUCCCUAGUGUGAUGCCACAUUUUAUAAUUUUACAUCUAGAUUUUUUUAAGUUUUUCGAUAAUAAUUUCAAGUUCGUGUUUUAACAGUUAGAUUAUGAUAAUUGGAAUGUGACGUCACGAAAUUUAAGACCCCUCCCGCCCCCUUGUCACAUAAAUUCACCGACCCCCUCCCCCCUUAACGUGUGACGUAAUUAAUGGAUGACCUCUAAUUUAUUAUUAUUAUUGCUCAUAAAAUAUGAUAAUUGAACUAACAGAUGUAUCUAAUACGAGUUAUUGUUAUAGAACCUUUAUGUGACGUAGUUACUAAAUUGUUUUCUUUAUAUCGCUUGUGACAGGGUACCGUGUGACGUGUGAGAUGUGUUAAGUUGGAGACAUACUGUAGAAAUGGUGAUCUGACCUGACGUUACUCAAUGCGGGUUAAUUUGUUACUCAAUUACUUAAUUGACACGGUUGGUACAGUCGCUGGUCGACGAAUCACUGUUAUUAAUUAAAGGUACGCGUCCACAGGCCCGCAUCUUACGCAUUCCGUAUGACGUCAUCAGCAAUACCUACAUGCGAUGCAUACUGAUGACGUCAUACGGAAUGCGUGUGGUGCGUGCGAUGCGUACGAUACGGACAUGCAUGUGGACGCUUACCUUAAGCCACCUACGACAUGAGAAACAUGUUUGUGUGAGGUAAAGAAAUCUUGACCAAUCAACACGCAUUGCGUUUCGUCUGGUCUCGACGCGUCUCAAUAGUAUGUCCCCAGCUGUAUAGUACCAUGGGUUACGUUUCACCAAGAUGGCGGCCGAUGGUGUAAAUCUCGAAGUAAAUAAAUAUGAUUGUAAUAAUAGUGUUCGUUUAUUCGCCUUCUAUAAUGCUUUAAUGUUAGUCGAGAUAUAGAUAAAAAAAAACGCUUUUUCGUUUUAUUAUUACAUAAUAUAUAAUAUAAAUUAUUGAUCUGUGUAUAUAAUUGUUAGAAAUGUAAAUAGUAGAACUUAAAUAUAUUUAUUUAGAUGUUUGGAUUUUUAUUUAUUUUGAACAGAAAUAAGAUUUAAAUCAUAGUGAUACUAAUAAUGGGAAAUUAUAACAUCAUUGACGGUGCGUUUGUUAUAAAGUAAUAAUAUAAUGUAAUUUUAUGGUCACAGUCCAAUUAAUAUGCACAGUGUAACGAUAAAAAAGUAUAAAUUAUGCCAAUAAUGAAGAAAGACGUAACUGCAAAUGUUGAAAAUUAAUCACAAUAGUUUGUAGCUUACGUUGGGAGUGGUAUUUAUAGAUAAAUAUAUUAUAGUAUUUUUGCACUUACGUACUUCUUCAGGUUGGUGGUGAAAUUCGUCAUAGAUUAGGCAUUUAAAGCACUGAGGACGUGUAUUUUUCUAUAAUAAACAGAAAGUAGAUUUUCUCAUACGUGAUAGAUUUAUAUAAAGAGACGUUGUGCUUGAUAUUCAUUUGCCCUUGUUUGAUCGAGUGGGACGUUACGUCGGAAAUUAUGACAAAUGCAGAUAGACGACAUGUAAUACAAUGAAAAAUAAAUAAUAUUGUUUUAUGA
Spodoptera frugiperda (fall armyworm) is the source of this 5280-nucleotide messenger RNA. RefSeq lists its product as uncharacterized. Gene Ontology annotation, cellular component: cytoplasm. NCBI's taxonomy places the organism in Eukaryota, Metazoa, Arthropoda, Insecta, Lepidoptera, Noctuidae. The coding region runs from base 649 to 2961 and encodes 770 amino acids. The transcript has 7 exons. The record is from RefSeq and is a predicted model, not a curated record.